Messenger RNA from Leptonychotes weddellii (Weddell seal), 4331 nucleotides. NCBI's taxonomy places the organism in Eukaryota, Metazoa, Chordata, Mammalia, Carnivora, Phocidae. The record is from RefSeq and is a predicted model, not a curated record.
CCGCCGCCGCCGGCCUCCGGGGCCGGUGUUUCGAGGCCGGGCCGGACGGGAACCUCCCGCCCCUCGCGGGAACAGCCGCCUACCGGCGCGUCGGGGAGGAGCCGCCGCCGCCCGUGCGGACUGCGGAAGAGUCCGGGCCUCGCAGGGAUGGGGAGCAACCCGCGGCACUGAGAGACCAGGUUCCUGUCACCUCUGGCUGCGGGACCUCCUCCCCCGGCGCCCGCGGUCGUCCCAGCGCCCGGAGCCUGGUGGGGGCGGCGAGGAAGACGAGAGGGGUCCCCCGGCCCGGGGACAUGGAGCCGCGCGAGCCUGGCGCGGGACGGCCCGAGACGCGGCCGAGGCUGCGGCCACGAGCGGCCGGCAGCCCCAGAUAGAGAGCGGAGAGCUGAGCGGCCGGCCCCGCGGCGGCGGGGACUCGCAGGCCCCCGACUCUCCGGAGGAGGAGCCGACACCCAGCCCCGCGCUGAUCCCGCCCCAGCCCCGGAGGGAUUCCCGGGCCCCUUCCCCUACGGCUCGCCGACUUCCCUCCGUGACGAAGUUUUCUCCUUGUGCCUUCCCGAGGAUUGAGCUCUAGCUCUCGAACUCGCCUUCUGGCGGACUUCCUCGGUUUGUUUUGGGAGAUAACCUGUUUUGCUCCGACCUACAUCCCCUUUCCUUGACCCUUCCAGUCGGAUGUUCUAGAUGACUGAAUGGAGUUUUGAGUUGGACUUUUGUGUCCCUUACGGAGUCGGGCCUGAUCCCAGAGCACUGGGGGUGGGGUGGAGGUGUUACUGUAAAAUGCAAGUUGGAUAAAAGGAGGACCUCUCGCCAAGGGCCCCAAUGAGUGGCACACAGUCUACUAUCACCGACAGGUUUCCCCUCAAAAAACCUAUAAGGCAUGGGAGUAUUUUGAACCGAGAGUCACCAACAGAUAAGAAGCAGAAAGUUGAGCGCAGUGCAUCACAUGAUUUUGAUCCUACAGAUAGCUCCUCCAAGAAGACAAAGUCUAGUUCAGAGGAGAGUAGAUCCGAGAUAUAUGGUCUUGUUCAGCGUUGUGUGAUCAUCCAGAAGGAUGACAAUGGAUUUGGGCUGACGGUCAGUGGAGACAAUCCAGUCUUCGUACAGUCUGUCAAAGAAGAUGGAGCAGCCAUGCGGGCUGGGGUACAGACAGGUGAUCGAAUCAUCAAGGUGAAUGGAACUCUGGUGACUCAUUCAAACCAUUUGGAAGUGGUGAAGCUAAUCAAAUCUGGUUCCUAUGUAGCUCUCACUGUGCAGGGACGCCCACCUGGGUCGCCCCAGAUUCCACUCGCUGAAUCUGAAGUAGAGCCAUCAGUCAUUGGACAUAUGUCUCCCAUCAUGACAUCCCCUCAUUCACCUGGAGCAUCUGGGAACAUGGAGAGAAUUACUAGUCCUGUGCUCAUGGGGGAGGAAAACAAUGUGGUUCAUAACCAGAAAGUAGAAAUUCUGAGAAAAAUGUUACAGAAAGAGCAGGAACGGCUGCAGUUAUUGCAGGAAGAUUACAACCGAACACCUGCCCAAAGAUUGCUAAAAGAGAUCCAAGAGGCCAAGAAACACAUUCCUGAGCUGCAAGAGCAGCUAUCCAAAGCCACAGGCUCUGCUCAGGAUGGAGCUGUUGUUACAUCCUCCAAGCCUUUAGGUGACCCCCUGACAGUCAGUGAGGUGGAAGCCGAUCCUGGUGACGGGCUAGGCAGAAUUGACUCUAGCAGCGGAGAUGCUUCUCGGCCCAGUAGUGACAGCGCAGACAGUCCCAAGAGUGCCCUGAAAGAGAGGAUUUAUCUAGAGGAAAACCCAGAGAAAAGUGAAGUGACUCAGGACACUGAUACUCAGUCACUCAUCGGGAGUCCCUCUCCCCGUAUAGCACCUCAUAUUAUUGGAGCAGAGGAUGAUGAUUUCGGUACUGAACAUGAACAGAUCAAUGGGCAGUGCAGCUGUUUCCAGAGCAUCGAACUGCUGAAAUCUCGCCCUGCUCACCUGGCUGUUUUCUUACACCACGUGGUCUCACAGUUUGACCCCGCGACGCUGCUUUGUUAUCUCUAUUCAGACCUGUAUAAGCAGACCAAUUCCAAGGAGACUCGUCGUGUCUUCCUUGAGUUUCAUCAGUUCUUCCUGGAUCGAUCUGCACACCUGAAAGUUUCUGUGCCUGAUGAAAUAUCAGUAGAUCUAGAAAAAAGAAGACCUGAGCUUAUACCCGAGGAUCUGCACCGCCACUAUAUCCAAACUAUGCAGGAAAGAGUCCACCCAGAAGUUCAGAGGCACUUGGAAGAUUUUCGGCAGAAGCGUAGCAUGGGGCUGACCUUGGCUGAAAGCGAACUGACUAAACUCGACGCAGAGCGAGACAAGGACCGGGUAACUUUGGAGAAGGAACGGGCAUGUGCGGAACAGAUCAUUGCCAAAAUUGAAGAAGUGUUGAUGACUGCUCAGGCUGUAGAAGAAGAUAAGAGUUCAACAAUGCAGUAUGUUAUCCUUAUGUACAUGAAGCACUUGGGGGUAAAAGUGAAAGAACCUCGAAAUUUGGAGCACAAGCGGGGUCGGAUUGGAUUCCUUCCAAAAAUCAAGCAGAGUAUGAAGAAAGAUCGAGAAGGCGAAGAAAAAGGGAAGCGCAGAGGAUUCCCCAGCAUCCUGGGACCCCCAAGGAGACCAAGCCGUCAUGACAACAGUGCAAUUGGCAGAGCCAUGGAGCUACAGAAACAGCGCCACCCAAAGCACUCACCCGCACCCUCUUCUGUAAGUCCUGAGCCUCAGGAUCCUGCUAAGGUGCGCCAGAGUGGGUCAGCAGGUGAAGGAACAGAUGUCGGAUACCUGCCAGCCAAUUCCAUGUCCUCUGUGGCAUCAGGAGCCGCUCCUUCCCAGGAAGGAGGGAAAGAGAAUGAUACAGGAUCAAAGCAAGUUGGAGAAACACCAGCAUCUGGAGACUGCAUAGAUAGCACCCCUCGGACUCCCAAUACUGUCUUUGAUUUCCCACCUCCUGCCUUAGACCAAGUGCAGGAGGAGGAGUGGGAAGUGGAAAGGGUGACUGAACAUGGGACACCAAAGCCCUUUCGAAAGUUUGACAGCAUAGCUUUUGGAGAAAGUCAAAGUGAGGAUGAACAGUUUGAAAAUGACUUAGAGACAGAUCCACCCAACUGGCAACAGCUCGUUAGUCGAGAAGUAUUACUGGGACUAAAGCCUUCUGAGAUCAAAAGACAGGAAGUAAUUAAUGAAUUAUUCUACACUGAAAGAGCUCAUGUUCGAACACUGAAGGUUCUUGAUCAAGUAUUCUAUCAGCGAGUGUCCAGGGAAGGAAUUCUGUCACCUUCAGAACUACGGAAAAUUUUUUCAAACUUGGAAGAUAUUCUUCAACUUCAUAUUGGAUUGAAUGAGCAAAUGAAGGCUGUUCGAAAGAGGAAUGAGACCUCAGUUAUUGAUCAGAUUGGAGAAGAUUUGCUGACCUGGUUCAGUGGACCAGGGGAGGACAAGUUGAAGCAUGCCGCUGCUACCUUUUGCAGUAACCAACCCUUUGCCCUGGAAAUGAUCAAGUCUCGUCAGAAAAAGGAUUCUCGAUUCCAGACCUUUGUGCAAGAUGCUGAGAGUAAUCCUCUGUGUCGUCGUCUGCAGCUGAAGGAUAUCAUUCCUACCCAAAUGCAGAGGCUUACCAAGUACCCUCUUCUGUUGGAUAAUAUUGCCAAAUACACAGGUACAGUGUUCUCACUGAAAUUAAAAAGCUUAGGAACAAAACAAAAAACCCCACGUCCUGCUAAAUAAUCUCUCACCGCGUCCUGGUGCCCAAGGGUUCAAUUUCCAGAGUCUGGCAGCAUUUUCUAACAAGAUCCAAUCCAGUCUUCUUGAGGCUCUUUGAUUUAAUGUGCUCCAUUAGAAGCACAUUAAACACAGCAUUUGGCAAACUACGAAUCGUGAACCAAAUCUGGCUCAUCACCUUUUUUUGUAAAAAAGUUUGAUUGGAACAUAGUCGUGCUCAUUGGUUGACAAAUUGUCUCUGACUGCUUUUUGCCUACAAUAAGCAGAAUUAAGUAGUUGUGACGGAGAGCAAUUUAGCCCCUCAAGUGCACAUCAUCUGGCGCUUUCCAGACUAAGUGCUCUUUGUACAGUCCUUUAUAUAGCGUAUGUUGUAUUUGCUUUGAAGAAGUCUUAUGCUGGGUGAAGAGAUGCUCUGUCUAUACAUGUGCUUUAAUUAAACCCGACCAAUGCAUUAUCACCCCAGCUCUCCUGUUUUAAACCAGGAAGUGAAUCCUAGUUUCUCAGUUGAGCUUUAGGCUCUUAUACUCAGUUCUCAUUAAUAAUUUUAUGCAAUCAAACUCCUAUUUCUUAUGCCUGAAAAUUUGAAAAUACUCCUA